AUGGCGGACCGUCCAAGCGGCACUCCUCCCUCUAGGGCAGAUGAUAAGAAAUCACAUUUAUAUUAUGGCAAGAUAACACAAACAUCUGUUCCUGCUGCUGCUGCUGUGUUAGACGAUGGUAGCAACUUCCCAUCAUCUCCUGCUGCAGCAGUACCUGUAUCAGCAGCAACAGAAUCUCCAGCAGCAGCAGCAGCAGCAGCACCAGAGGAGGAUAGUCAGCAUGCAGAGAGGCUACGCGCCUUCAAGGUGCAGCAGACAGCAGCAUCUUUUAAGACUGCUGCUCCUACCAUCGACUCAGAAGUUAGAGAUGCCCUCAGGUAA
This is a messenger RNA of Eimeria maxima, 321 nucleotides long. RefSeq names its product U4/U6 small nuclear ribonucleoprotein, putative. The record is from RefSeq and is a predicted model, not a curated record. Bases 1 to 321 code for a protein of 106 amino acids. NCBI's taxonomy places the organism in Eukaryota, Apicomplexa, Conoidasida, Eucoccidiorida, Eimeriidae. The transcript has a single exon.